Phragmites australis (common reed) is the source of this 874-nucleotide messenger RNA. Its product is annotated as actin-depolymerizing factor 10. The record is from RefSeq and is a predicted model, not a curated record. The transcript has 3 exons. Bases 109 to 561 code for a protein of 150 amino acids. NCBI's taxonomy places the organism in Eukaryota, Viridiplantae, Streptophyta, Magnoliopsida, Poales, Poaceae. Gene Ontology annotation, biological process: actin filament depolymerization. Gene Ontology annotation, molecular function: actin filament binding. Gene Ontology annotation, cellular component: actin cytoskeleton; cytoplasm.
AAUGCGCUUCUUUAAUUCCAACUCGAGUGAGAAAACUAAAAUAAUCGGCCCGUGGAUCCCCCUCCGCCGCCGCCGGGAGACCGGGAUCGUGACGAGGGCGCGGGGCACAUGGCGGCGGCGGCCGCGUUGCCAUGGGGAGGCGGCUCACCGGCGUGGAUCGACGUGCCGGAGGGGAGCAAGAGCGCGUUCAUGGAGCUGAAGAGGAGGAAGGUACACCGGUACGUGAUCUUCAAGAUCGACGACAGGAGGGAGGAGAUCGUCGUCGAGAAGACUGGUGCGCCGGGGGAGAGCUACGACGACUUCACGGCGUCGUUGCCGGCCGACGACUGCCGCUACGCCGUCUACGACCUGGAUUUCGUCAGCGAUGAUAACUGCAGGAAGAGCAAGAUAUUCUUCAUCUCCUGGUCUCCUUCUGAUUCGCGCAUCCGUGCAAAGACCAUAUACGCCGUGUCAAGGAAUCAAUUCCGCCACGAGCUUGAUGGGGUGCACUUCGAGAUUCAGGCAACUGACCCUGAUGACAUGGAUUUGGAAGUUCUCAGGGGCCGUGCUAACAGAACCUGAUCACUUGACUUCGCCAGCAGCUAGCUUGAUGAUAAUAUACACUGGUAGCUCAAAACGCCUAGUGUGCUACUGAAAUGCAGCUCGGGUGUUCUGAUGUGAGGCAUGAUGUAGAAGUAGGCUGCUGAUCACACCCGAGCAUGCAAUGUUUCUUUUCCUUUCUUCUCUUUUUUGAGAUAGCGCUUUGUGCGAUGUUGUCGUCUAACUAGAUAAGUUCCCUCUAAUACGAUGUGGAAACUUCUCUAUUUUACAUCUAAUUGUCUACUAUGUAAUACCUUUCUGUUGCUAAGUCAAUUUGUGUUUCAUUGAGUUUCAA